Messenger RNA from Cannabis sativa, 1285 nucleotides. Its product is annotated as MLP-like protein 34. The record is from RefSeq and is a predicted model, not a curated record. The coding region runs from base 123 to 1064 and encodes 313 amino acids. The transcript is spliced from 3 exons. Gene Ontology annotation, biological process: defense response. NCBI's taxonomy places the organism in Eukaryota, Viridiplantae, Streptophyta, Magnoliopsida, Rosales, Cannabaceae.
AUGAAAGCAGGAUCCAUAACUUAUUCUAUAAAUAGUGGUAGCAGCAGGAGCACUUUCAUCAAACUAAAGCUAGAUCUUUCUACUUAAUAUACUAUUUUUCUUUUCUUUCCCUUAGAAGAGAAAUGUCUUCCUCCUCUGACCUCAUUGGAAAGCUAGAGACAAAUAUAGAAAUCAAAGCUCCAGCUGAGAAAUUCCACCAUAUUUUCAAGCACACUCCUCACAAAGUAUCUAAUCAUACUGAGAACUUCCAUGGUUGUGAAUUACAUGAAGGGGAAUGGGGUACGGUUGGAUCUACCAUUUGUUGGGAUUACUUCCAUGAUGGGAAGAGAAGAGUAUCUAAGCAAAUAGUGGAAGCUAUAGAUGAUGAGAAGAAUUCUAUCACUUUCAAAUUGAUUGAAGGGGACCUGAUGGAGCAUUAUAAGAAGUUCAAAAUAAUACUUGUAGUGACUCCUAAAGCUGAGGGUGAAGGCAGUAUUGUACAUUGGCGUUUUGAGUAUGAGAAGCACCACGAUGAGAUUAUAGACCCCCACACUUUGGUUGACCUAGCAAAUGAGAUGACCAAAGAUCUCGAACUCAGUAUAUUACCAAAUAUGUCUUCUUCCUCUGACCUUACUGGGAAGCUAGAGACUAAUAUAGAAAUCAAAGCUCCAGCUGAGAAAUUCCACCACAUUUUCAAGCACACUCCUCACAAUGUAUCUAAUCAUACUGAGAACUUCCAUGGUUGUGAAUUACAUGAAGGGGAAUGGGGUACUGUUGGAUCUACCAUUUGUUGGGAUUACUUCCAUGAUGGGAAGAGAAGAGUAUCUAAGCAAAUAGUGGAAGCUAUAGAUGAUGAGAAGAAUUCGAUCACUUUCAAGCUGAUUGAAGGGGACCUUAUGGAGCAUUAUAAGAGCUUCAAAAUAAUACUUGUUGUGACUCCUAAAGCUAAUGAGGGUGAAGGCAGCAUUGUGCAUUGGCGUUUUGAGUAUGAGAAACACCACGAUGAGAUUAUAGAUCCCCACACAUUGCUUGACCUAGCAAAUGAGGUCACCCAAGAUCUCGCAACUCACCUUGCCCACGCAUAAAAACAAAACAAUAUAUGUGUGUGUGGUCUGUGUGUGGGGCGUAUAUUAGUAUUUACUAUAUAAUAAUUUACACUCAUCACAGUAUGACUGUAAAAAACAUGUAAAAGGACGUAUCCCACUAUCACGUAUACUCGUCAGUCGUGCCUUUAUUUUAUUUUAUGAUUUUGUAUGUGUGCGAAUUUCUGGAUUUUAUAAAUAAUGACCAUAUAUUUGGCCACAAA